Molecule: messenger RNA, 1373 nt
Organism: Rana temporaria (common frog)
Lineage: Eukaryota; Metazoa; Chordata; Amphibia; Anura; Ranidae
Gene: CCDC34
Product: coiled-coil domain containing 34
Exons: 7
Coding region: 119-1093 (324 amino acids)
Source: RefSeq, a predicted model, not a curated record
UCGCAGUGGACGACGGGAUUGCUCUCCGGCGCCGCCAUCUUGAACGCUGGCUGCUUUUGGUUCUGUGAAGUAAAGGCAUCGUUCUGUCGGUAAUUACCGGGAAGUUGGGAAUUCAGACAUGUCUUCGAGUAGCAGUGGUUCCCGAUCUGCCGAGAGACGCCGUUCUCAUUCCACCCCUCAAAAACACUCCAAGACAGAAUCCUUCUCUGGGCGCUCAGCGAGCUGUGACGUUGACAAUACAGAAGGUUCCCCUCGUUCUUUUUCUCCCAUCUACCAUGACACUUUUGAAAGUGAGAACAAAGACCGUGACUCACAGUCAAGGAUGCUGGAGAAUGACUCUGGAUCAAAGUGCCCUAGUGAUUUAAUUGAACAAUCUCUAGCGGAUAUGCACCUCUCCCCUUGGGAGAUGUGGUUGCUCAACAAAGAAAGAAAAUCUCGCAUCGAGCUGCAGAAAAAAUUGUCUGAGGAGAUGAAACUAGAAGAGGAAAGGAGAAAAGCUCAAGAGAAAAAAGAACUGCAAAAACGACUGGCAGAAGAACAACACAAGGACUGGGUGCGGAGAAAACAAGAGCAGGAAAGAAAGGAGAAGGAGGAAAAACUUCUGAAGGAAAAGCAGAAGACCGAAGUGCAAGAGCAACGGAAAAGUUCUGUACAAGAGAGGAGUAAAGAAAAGUAUCAAGAAUGGUUGAGCAAAAAGAAAGAAGAGGAACAAGAAAGAAAACGAAAAGAAAAAGAAGAAGGUGAGAUGCGUCUAGCUGAGCAGAGAGCUAAGAAAGAACAGGCAGAGCAGAUAUUCCAGGAGUGGCUAGAACAGGCUAAAAACAAGCCACUACCAACUUCAAACAGCUAUGGCUAUGUCAACGGGAAAUUAACAGGCUAUUAUGAUGGAAGUUCCUACCCUGCUCCAACUUUUUAUAAUCCAGUACCUUGGAAACCAAUCCAUGUACCUCAACCACCAAAGGCAAGUGUCAAAAACCCGAAUGGAAAGAAGAAGAAAAGAGCAGUUUCAAGCUUGUCAUAUCGGCCUACUACAGCUUUGCCCUAUAAGCCCAAGGAUAAUCUUCAUGUUGGUGUGGGAAUGAUCAAGAGAUAGCUUCCAUCACAUAGACAGCAGAAAAAAAAGAAAAGAGGGGAGUAAAGGCUUCCACGAAGGGUUCGAUUUUCAGCAAUUCCUGUUUAUUUGGCUCAAAUUCGAGCUGCAAGUGGCUCUGUUGGUCCCAGUUGACUCAAGACCAAACGGCGUGAAAAAUUACAGAAUUUAUCGGACUAUAACGCGCCCCGGCGUAUAGCGUGCACCCUCGAACUUGAAGGCAAAAUUCCCGCAAAAAAAAAAAAAAAUACUUUGUUUGGAUGCCCCUCGUCGGUGUCUUGUC